This is a messenger RNA of Polypterus senegalus (gray bichir), 6569 nucleotides long. It is a transcript of the gene slc38a4, whose product is annotated as solute carrier family 38 member 4. Gene Ontology annotation, molecular function: amino acid transmembrane transporter activity. The transcript is spliced from 16 exons. NCBI's taxonomy places the organism in Eukaryota, Metazoa, Chordata, Cladistia, Polypteriformes, Polypteridae. Bases 204 to 1817 code for a protein of 537 amino acids. Gene Ontology annotation, biological process: amino acid transmembrane transport. The record is from RefSeq and is a predicted model, not a curated record.
UACUUCUGUUGCUAACCAAGAAGGGGUUACAUUUUGCGGCAUUCACUAUUCCCUCAUUUGUUGCUGCAUCUGCUUUUGGUUUUUGAUGCUCCAACUAAAAAGUUACAGAAACUCUAAAAAGAACAGGAACCUGCUAUUACUGAAGAGAAGGAUCUUUCGAGAAAUAUAGUGCACCACUCACAUCCUCACUUGUAUUUUGUGAUAUGGACCGAAUGGAAUUAAAGAAAGUGAAAACGGAUGCCGAUCAUGACAGCAAUAGUGGGGAGAGUUUUACUGAGCCAAUAGAUUCUGAAAAAGCAACAAUUAAUAGUCAUUUUGCUGAAAGUGAGGAUGCUGAGAGUCAAAAAUUCCUUACAAAUGGAAUUCCAGGAAGAAAAAAAUAUGAAGAAUAUGAAGAAGAAUAUCAUCCAGGAACUACCUCCUUUGGGAUGUCUGUAUUUAACCUUAGCAAUGCUAUCAUGGGAAGUGGAAUCCUUGGAUUAUCUUAUGCCAUGGCCAAUACUGGAAUUGUCAUGUUUGUAAUUCUUUUAUUAGGAGUGGCAAUAUUAUCUCUCUAUUCUGUUCAUCUUUUAUUACUGACCGCAAAGGAAGGAGGGUCCUUAAUCUAUGAAAAGUUGGGGGAAAAGGCAUUCGGCUGGCCUGGAAAACUUGCUGCUUUUGGAUCCAUAACAAUGCAAAAUAUUGGAGCUAUGUCAAGCUACCUUUUCAUAGUGAAAUAUGAACUACCUGAAGUAAUUCGAGCAUUCUUGGGAUUUGAGGAGAACAGUGGGGAAUGGUACCUAAAUGGAAACUAUCUAGUGAUAUUGGUGUCAAUAGGCAUCAUCCUGCCACUUUCACUUCUUAAAAAUCUGGGUUAUCUAGGUUACACCAGUGGUUUCUCUCUGACCUGCAUGGUUUUCUUCCUAGGAGUCAUGAUUUACAAGAAAUCGCAAAUUCCUUGCCCUCUGCCUGACCUCGACCAUUUUACAUCAAACCACACCUUCAAUGUGUCUACACAUGCAUAUGCGGAGAUGCUGCAGAACAAAACCUCUACCAGUGACAUCAAUAUCAUGAUGGAGUAUUCUGUCAGCCAGGGCAUAUUCCAUAAAGAGGACAUUCACGAGAUGGUCAAUGAAGCUCACGAUAAUGAGAUGUGUAGGCCAAAGUACUUUGUCUUUAACUCUCAGACUGCUUACACAAUCCCAAUUUUGGCAUUCGCAUUUGUGUGCCAUCCAGAGGUACUUCCCAUCUACAGUGAGCUUAAAGAUCGAUCACGUAAGAAGAUGCAGAAUGUAUCAAAUAUAUCCAUUAUGGCCAUGCUUAUCAUGUAUUUUUUAGCUGCAUUGUUUGGUUACCUGACGUUUUAUGAUAAUGUUGAACCAGAAUUGCUGCACACCUUCACUAAAGUGUACAAGUUUGAUACAUUGCUUCUCAUGGUCCGUCUUGCAGUCUUGACAGCUGUGACACUAACUGUCCCUAUUGUGCUGUUUCCGAUUCGAUCUUCCAUUACAACGUUGUUAUUUAAUGGCAGAGAAUUCAGUUGGCUGAGGCACAUGCUGAUUGCGGCAGCUCUGCUUGCGUUUAAUAAUCUCCUGGUGAUAUUUGUCCCUACGAUUCGGGACAUCUUUGGUUUUAUUGGGGCUUCGGCGGCCACCCUUCUGAUAUUCAUACUGCCAGCCUCAUUUUACCUCAGAUUAGUGAAAAGUAUACCUUUCCGGUCACCACAAAAAAUUGGAGCCUUGGUGUUUCUUACUGUUGGAGUUAUUUUCAUGAUCGGAAGUAUGUCAUUGAUAAUUACUGACUGGAUCCACAACCCUCCAGGUUCUGGUGGUCACUAGACUUACUGAACAGAUAAGCUGAAGACACUGAUGAGGAAAAGCUCUGAAUUGUCAUACUCCAAUGCAAGCACACGGAUGAAUUCAGAAAUGUUGCAUCCGAGUUAAUGGUGUGAUUCCAUACUGAUGCUUCAAUAAGAUUCUAAAGACUAAAACUAAGCAUUUUUUCACAGUUCACUAAAAAGCUACUACACUAAGUGCAUCUACAGUAUUUAUGUUACUAAAAUUAUUAUUAUUAUUAUUUUUAUACAUAGCAUAUGUGUUGUUUUGUUUUUAAAUUAUCGUCUCAAGAAAGCAGCAGAAAUACAGCUGCUAAACAUAAGCAGUCAUCUUAUUAGAAUUCAUAUUUGUAGAAACCAACACGAAACUAACCAAGAGGGACGCUUGUAUCCAGCAGAAGGACCCGUUUGAUUAGUUUGCCUUGGACUUACUUUUAAUUGACUGGUGAUGGGAGAAGAGACCAUUUAAUUGUUUCAUGUUUUCUGUUGUGUUUUUGAGUUUGCAUUUAUAUUUACAGCAGUUUACCUUGUGUGGGGAUCUUUUUCCUUUGCCAACCCUCAUCAUGUAUUUAGAGAAAGAAACUUUCUGUAAUUGUAAAGGAAUGGUGGCAAAGGGCAAUGAGAAACACAGUAUGCCAGUGAAACUUGAACUAUAUCCUGCGUAGUAAGAUAUCCGUAGCCCAGAUAUCUUCUGUAUGGUUUGGAGGUUCAUAAUAAAGUCAUUUCAGAUUGUUAAGGAGAUAGCUGAUCCUACUAUAUAUAUACAUACCUUGAUGUAUGUUUCUGAAUCUGUAUAUAUUAGGGUCAGUAAUAAGCUGAUAUAUCAGAUUGUAGGGAAGAACCUUUUGUCCCAUACUUACUCUUGCCACUGUUAAUACUCCUUGACACAAUAUACCAGUUCCAUUUAAGAAGAUAUGCACAGGAGCUCUUGUACAUCUCUAAAUUUUCAGAUGUCAGAAUGCAUGGUUCUCCAUCCAAACCCUAGAGUAUUUCCCCUUGGUAGACAGAUACCAUCAUGGAAGGCAACUUAAAAUCAAAAGCAUACCUCAUCCCAGAGAUUUUGAUUGAACAGUUUUCCAAAUGACCUCAAAAGAGUUUAUAGGGUUAUUGCCUUAGAUUAGAGUGCCUCACUAUUUUCAGGGGAUACACUUAAUAAAAGAAGGACUGAACCAGUUUGAUAAUACAACUAGCACUCGGAAAUUGUGGAUAGUUUUUAGAAAACCACCCAGAGUGCUAGGGAUGCAGUGAACUCACAAGUUCAGUGUUGGCUACAACUGCAAGAAAAGAGGUGUGGGAAGAGUGUGGGACCACCUCUCAUUGUGGAUAACAUGGCCACAAUGUGAGAGUAUUAUAGUACUCUUCAAACACUGGCACUGUUGACAUACAUUCAGAUCGGGCCCAGUGGAAUAAAAUGACAUGCUCAACUGUUCAGGAAGAAAUAUGUAAGUGCCGUUCUGUUUCACCAGUGGCAGAAACAUAGGUUAGCCAUCUCAACAGUCAAAUGGACAGAUCUAAAGUGAUGGCUUAAUUUUGUGUUCUACUGUCUGUAUUUUUUAUCCCUUCCUUGUGUGCGUAACAUGUUGCAUAAAACCAAUUGUUUGGCUUUUAUCACCUCUCUGUGUAGUUGUGUGCCAUAGCUGCUAAGGGGAUUCGGUUACCCCGCUAUACAUAUAUACAUACACUUAUGUGUCAGUGUAUUUGUAUAUUAGGAUCACUAAUAAGCUGAGAUAUCAAUUUCCUUAUAAGUAUUUGCUUGUUUCUUUACUACAUUAUUUUAUGCUUCUAUUUGACUUUAUUCAGGAUUAUGUAUGAGAUGAUUAUUUAAUAUAAAAUAGUUAAAAAUAGCUCCACUUUUCACAUGUUAAUGUUUCUUUUGGUGUGCUUAUUUUCCAAACAGUUUGAUGAGAGUGAAAAAGCAGAUUUUGCCAGGUAUAUAACGUUUAAUGGCUUACCUUGAUAUGCUUGCUUAUAAAGUUAGUGUUUUUGAGCUUCAGUAACUGUACCUACACAAUUUGAAUAUGUACAUUUUAUUUCCCUGUUCCAAAAUUUUUAAAAGUGUGCUAAAUUUUAAUUUCCAUGUCAUCAAAUUAUUUUUGCCUCUAUUAGUGCUGUAAAAGUGCUUUGCAGUGGCAAUAUCUUCAAUGUAUAUUGCUUAUUGGUCGUAAGCCUUAAAGUUAAAAAAAAUCUUUAAUGACUAUUUCAUGUUAUUAUCUGUUUGUGGAAAAUAAGUUUGGCUUUUAUAGCUUUUAAAUUUAAAGAGUACUAAUUGAAUGGAGGUGACACAGUGGUUAGCUUUACUGCCUCACAGCUCCACACAUCUCGUUUCAUUUCCCAGCUUGCUCACUGUUAGGGGCCAUCUGUGGUUUUCUGUGGUCUCCUACAGUAUCCCAAAGAUAUUAGUCAACCCAGUUGCUGGGUGAGUGUGCCAUACAGUGGACUGGCAUCGCACCAUGACCGGUCCCAGCCUUGUGCCUAGUGCUGCAGCUCCUUGUGACCCUAAAAAAGGAAAUAUAGGUUUACAAAAAAGGUGAAUGAAUGGAUUGAUGAUAUACUACUGUAUCAGAUACAAUGUAAGCUAACCAAAAAUCAGUUUAAUGUGAAGUAUCCAAAAGGUAGACACAACAUAAAUGAGGAAAGAAUGGGAUAUAAAACCGAGAGACGUUUUGACUCCACCUGUAGCAGCUCAUGCAGUGUUUUUUUGCCUUAAUGUAGAAAAUGGCACGACAAGCCUCUACAUUUUAUACAUGCCGAGUAAAACGACCUCUUGAGGUUCAAAGACUAAUUUAUAUAUUGCUCUUGACUUAAAGGCCUUCUUGUAAAAGAACCCAUUUUAUAAAGGAUUCAUCAAAUAGUACACUAGUGCUGCUUGUGCUCUGUUUUAAAUGUAUUGCUAAAUACCUCCAUUUUCAUCUUUUAAAAACGUUAUUUAGCUAAAUGCCGACUUCACACAUUUCCAGCAAUUGAUGUGCCACCAUGUAAGAUGCUGAAACACUUAAAAAAGUUAGCUUAAGAUCUUAAUGAUCGCAUUUUCAAACCAUGUGUCAUAACACCUAAAGAAGAUUAUAUUUCGUUUUUUGGAUACUUUCUGAUAAUCCUGAUUCUUAAGUCUGCAUACUGUUUUUUGUUGUAUUGUUAAUUUUCAUCAAAUCUGUGAGCUGCAGCUGCAAAACAAAAAUCUAUUGCAGAAUUUCAUCCACACGAAAGGUCAGCAAAGGUUUGUGUUAAAUCCAACGAACCAAAGUGGACAGUAUUUAUAGAUCUUUUGUAGAUCUACUUCUAUGUACGACAAAGAGGAUAUUUCAAAUGAAAUGGCUUAAUAUUAUUUGCAUGUGUUAGAUUACAUACAUGGUCUUUUUUGAGGAUUGUAUAUGUACUGUAAAUAUUGUGUUCCAUGUUAUAUUUUGUAAUUUGAAUAGGGCUAUAAGGGAUAAUGCCACCUUUCUCUUUGUGUUAUAAACAGGAAAGAAGUUCCCAUGGUUUACGUAGACAAUUAGAUGUGAACGUGCACUUAAAGCUGAAACAUUGCUAUUUAUAUGGCACAUUAAUUAAAAUAAUCACUGUGAUUACAGAAACUAUAUGACUGUAUGUCUGGGCUUGGUAUACUUUGCCUGUAUAUAUAUUUCUUCAUAUUAGCGUAUAUGAUGAUUGUCUUCGGGCUGAAUUCACUUUCGGUAUUAAAAAUUGUAGAAAACCAUUUACUAGAAAUAUUUAACAAUUUUCAUUGCUUUCACGGAUUUUGCAUGCAGUCACACUACAGUACUUGAUCAUUUUUAACGCCAACAUGUUUUGCUGGUCGUUCAGCAGUGCCAUAUUUGUGAAUACUGAAGGACAGCACCUUCAUUCCAUAGCAGUGGAAACCUUGAAAUUUGAUUCAAAUUGGGUUUUUUUUUUGUGGCAGGAAAGCAUUAUCCUGCUGUGCCUAAGGUGCUUGAAAACUUCAACUUGCCAUUUCUUUUUAACCAAAUGUGCCUGAAUGCAUUUUUAGGAUAGCCUGUGAGGGGCUGAAAAUCUGAAAAUAGAAAAGAAGUACGGUAAAGGUUCAAGAUUCCCUGAAGACUUCCUGUGUAAAUAAUUGAAACUGGGGGCCUUCUGUUCAGAUUGAUUCUUCUUAGAACAAACUUUUUUAGAAAUUCAUUGCUCAUACAGAACAGGCAUAAAAUGAAAUUAAGCCAUUUCCUUCCAUCAGGCACUUUUGGAAACGUGUAAAGUAAUUACAGACAAUAUUUUGAUGUAACUUAAACGGCAGCUUCAGUGUUUACAUACAGAACAAAGUAACACAUAGUUCCCUCCUGCAAAUGAACUAAAGUGAGGGUCCAAAAACAUCAUCCGUCUGUAUUAUUAUGUACAGAUAGUGUUUUUUGCAAUGAUCAAAUUCACACAGUGGAGGGUUUAGACGAUGCUGCCAAAUGUAAACCUCAGGGAGGCCUGACAAAUAAGGUAGGCAUUUGGGAUUAGCAGUGGAGUAUGUUUUCACCGUGUAGAAUGACAUCAGUUCAGGUGCUCAUAAAGGUUUACAGUUUAUUUCACUACAGAACCCUAAUAUAAAUGGCUAUAAUUAAAUGUAUAUAUGGAACAUUUCUAUACAAUGCCUUUUUAGUACGUGUUGUUGGUUUUUAUCAUGUAUUUUAUUUGGGAAUAAAUAGUUCUGCCUAUUGUGCACAUUUACAGCUAUUUUAUCAAACAAAAGGGGUCUUUUUGUAUUAGAGAAAUGAUUGUAAUAUUAUGUAAAAUGCUAAAUAAACAAUAAAAGAUACAA